Molecule: messenger RNA, 738 nt
Organism: Pseudocercospora fijiensis CIRAD86
Lineage: Eukaryota; Fungi; Ascomycota; Dothideomycetes; Mycosphaerellales; Mycosphaerellaceae
Exons: 4
Coding region: 1-738 (245 amino acids)
Biological process (GO): proteasome-mediated ubiquitin-dependent protein catabolic process
Cellular component (GO): proteasome core complex; nucleus; proteasome core complex, alpha-subunit complex
Source: RefSeq, a predicted model, not a curated record
AUGUUCAUCGCGCGAUCAGAAUAUGAUCGUGGCAUCAACACCUUCUCCCCAGAAGGCCGUCUCUUCCAAGUCGAAUACUCCCUUGAAGCCAUCAAGCUCGGAUCCACAGCAAUCGGCAUUUCGACAUCUGCAGGCGUCAUUCUUGGGGUAGAAAAGCGCAUUACCUCUUCCCUCCUCGAGACCUCCUCUGUGGAGAAGAUCGUCGAAAUCGACCGACAUAUAGGAUGCGCCAUGUCUGGUCUGCAGGCCGAUGCGCGAAGCAUGAUUGAGCACGCACGAGUCACAUCGCAAUCACACGAGUUCCACUACAACGAGCGGUUAGGAGUCGAGAGCUGUACGCAGGCAAUUUGCGAUCUGGCGCUCAGAUUCGGUGAAGGAGCAGAUGGCGAGGAGAGUAUCAUGAGCAGACCCUUCGGUGUGGCGCUCCUGAUUGCUGGCUACGAUGAGAAUGGACCGUCGCUCUACCACGCCGAGCCAUCAGGCACCUUCUACCGCUACGACGCCAAAGCCAUCGGUUCCGGUUCCGAGGGAGCUCAGGCAGAACUUCAAAACGAAUUCCACAAAUCGCUCACACUACCAGAGGCAGAAGUGCUUGUGCUGAAGACUCUCAAGCAAGUCAUGGAAGAGAAGCUGGAUUCGAAGAAUGUGCAACUGGCAAGCGUGACCAAGGACAAGGGCUUCCGCAUCUACACAGAUGAGGAGAUGGCUGGUGUGGUAGGCAGAUUAGAGGGCAACUAG